Cryptococcus deneoformans JEC21 is the source of this 2248-nucleotide messenger RNA. RefSeq names its product WD-repeat protein, putative. The transcript has 9 exons. Bases 67 to 2145 code for a protein of 692 amino acids. NCBI's taxonomy places the organism in Eukaryota, Fungi, Basidiomycota, Tremellomycetes, Tremellales, Cryptococcaceae. Gene Ontology annotation, biological process: proteasome-mediated ubiquitin-dependent protein catabolic process. The record is from RefSeq and is a predicted model, not a curated record. Gene Ontology annotation, molecular function: protein binding. Gene Ontology annotation, cellular component: Cul4-RING E3 ubiquitin ligase complex.
UCCUAGCUGCAAACGCUUACAAAUUCAUUGACUGCAUCUCCACAUUGUCGAAUCGAAUACCUCGCAAUGCCACCUCGGCAGCAUUACAUUGUCAGUAGCGAUGACGAUGACGAUGAGGAUUAUCAGCCGUCUGAUCCCGAAGUUGCACUGCUCGAUCUCCUUCAUGAUGGAUAUGAGCUCUACGAAGAAGAUUACAACGAAGAUGACACCGACGAUGAAGAUGAGGAGGACGAUGAUGGUUUAAUGGUCGACGAGAAUGGAAACAUCAUUCGAGAUGAUGGCAAUGACUUUGAUGACGACCAGGAGAUGUCUGAUGACACCGAGUCUCGGGCCUUUGCCGAUCUCCUCGAAUUUGCCCAAGCGGUGGACGACGGUGAAUCACCUCUCGCCUUUCUGUCGGGUAGGGUAUCAGGUUCAUUUCCCAGCAUUUUACAUCGACUGGCAAUGAGGAGUGAUUCCCGAUUUAGAAACAAUGAUUGGGCUUCAAAAGUCAAGAAGAAACAGACGGUGGCGGAUCCGAAGGGGACGGAGCUAUUGAGGAGCGGGGAAUUUGGAAGGGUCGGAAACUGGCAAGCACCUGGUAAGGCUGGGAGACAAAGGUUGAGACGGUGGCAAAGGGCAGUCAAGGGUUGGAAACCCCCGAGAUCAACAACAAGCCAGCACCUCGUACCCAACGAGCCUGGAACAGUUGUUGCGUACUAUCCCUCCGUACCUUACGUCGGUCAGUUUGCUGGGGAAGAUUACUCCAUCUUCUACACGGCGACCCAAUACUUCACUUUACAUCUUUAUUCUACGACGCAAUACUUGAAGAGCAAGGAUAACAUCCAUCAACGUCGUACUGCUCGCCCUUCUGAUUCAACCCGACUCACACUCACACCAUCCACGCCUCCCGCUCAGGGUAAUCAGGUAAUCGAGGACGAAGAUCAAGGCGGACAGGAAGAUGAUUGGGAAGACGAGGAUGACUAUGUCUCUCGACCUUCUGUCAUAGAGGAUUCUAGUAUGAAGCGCAUCAAAAGAGUGCAAGGCGUAGAAGGAAGAUGGACAAUCACUGACUGUGAUGCCGAUAAGAAGGGAGAGAAGAUGAUUUAUUCCUCGAUCACUCCUUACGUCCAUAUGCUCUAUACAGAUGAGUUCGAUCAAGAACAUGUUGAGCUUGAUUUUUCCGACCCUCGGGAACGGGGAAAUUACUACAGGUCUGGAAUCUGGAGUAUCAGAUUCUCUGCAGAUGGUAAAGAGAUUGUAGCAGGAGCAUCUGACGGAAAGAUCAUGGUUUAUGAUAUUAACGCCCAACGACGAUCGUUGAGUGUUUCUGGUCAUGCCGAGGAUGUUAACGCCGUCUGCUUCGCAGACCAUUCAUCCACCAACAUCCUUAUCUCUGGUUCCGAUGAUGGAUAUAUUAAGGUCUGGGAUAGACGAUCUCUCUCUUCGCACGUACCUUCCGGUGUCCUCGUCGGCGCUACUGAAGGUAUCACUUACACUUCGCCCAAAGGUGACGGUAGGUAUAUAGUGGCAAAUUCGAAGGAUCAAGCUGCAAGGCUGUAUGAUCUGAGGAAGAUGAGGAGUUAUGGGGAUUUUGUUGAUGAGCCGAAUGCUUCUCAAAAGUAUGGUGCUGCCGGUUUUGAUUACCGAGACAUGCGCUACCCUCGAUCAGAGCCUCGCUCCCACCCACAGGAUUGCUCGGUGAUGACCUAUAGCGGUCAUUCUGUCCUGCGAACGCUGAUCCGAUGUCACUUCAGCCCCAUUGAGUCGACUGGGCAGAGCUACAUCUAUAGCGGCAGCGCUGAUGGAAUGAUUCAUGUCUGGAGUUUAGAUGGUCGAGUUGUUCAAGUGCUCGAUCGAUCCGCUUCAGAAGGCCUCUACUCGAGCCAAGGUAUUUACUCCGAUCCGUCCGCCCCCGCUCACUCCACUCAAUCCUCCCGCACAAACCUCUUUGGCUCCUACUCUCACGCCGUGAGGGAUGUCGCGUGGCAUGGAUACGAGCCUACUCUCAUGUCGACGUGCUGGGAUAUGAUGGGUAGUAUGCGAAGAGGCGGGACAGUCGCGAAACAUGAAUGGAAGGGCCUUGGCAAGAAUGGGCUUGCUAAGCUAGAGGACUGGGAAAUAAGAAGGAAGGAGGAGAAUGAAGGGAGUCGGGCGACAAAUUAGAUCGAAAAGGUAGACUGCGGUUGUAUUUAUGCGUUUGGCCGUUUGUUUAUUGUAGUGAAUUCCUUUUCGACUGUAUUGAUCAAUAAUUUCAUGCUGGAUCCGU